UAAAUGUCAAACUUAAACGUCAAGUUAAUUGUUUUGGUCGCUGAUUUUGUUAUUUAUUAUUCUUUUAAGAUACCUACAUAUGUAUUUGUAUCUAGAAUGCAAUUUAACUAAAAAUUAUAAAGGCAGUAAAAUAUAGGUUUUAAUAUUAGGAACAAAAUGACUUGGAACAGCUGUCGCACCUGUUUAAGCAUCCAGAAUUUAAAUCCUAUAUUCCCUAUGCCGGAACACCAUGAAAAAUAUACAAAUGUUAUAUUAUCCACCACAGGAGUUAAGGUGGAACUGAACGAUGAGUAUCCACAAGUAAUGUGUACAUCGUGCAUACAACUGAUAAAUGAUUCAUACAAGUUCCGGAAGAAGUGUGAGCAGACCCAGCAGAUACUACAGAGCAGCACCCACACACGAGACGGUGUAGUUAAAACUGAAAUGCAGUCACAGAGCGAUGCCACAUACACUUUUAUUGAUAUUUCGGAUUUAAUAAUUGAUUUGGACACGACAAAUGCCAACGAAGAUGAAACAAAUACUAGUAUAGAAGAAGAAAAAAAGUUAAAUAAGAAAAAGGAGAAAGUUAAAAAGAAAGAGAAGAAGGAUGUGAAAGUGAAAGAGAAGAUAGAGUGUGAACAUUGUCACAAGAUAUUAACUUCCAAACUGUCACUGCGGAAUCAUUAUAAAAUACACACCGGGUUUGAUGUGGUCUGCGAGCACUGCGGUAAAAAGUUCAUAACGCGGAGGCUGCUGCUGAUGCACUGCCGGGCCAAGCACGGCUAUGAGAAGACGGACAAGUGCUCCUACUGCGACUACCGGGCCUCCAACGCCGAGCAGGUCAAAAUCCACGAGCGGCUGCACACCGGGGAGCGCCCGUUCGUGUGCGCGCAGUGCGGUGCCGCCUUCCACCGGCGAAGCACCCACCUGCAGCACGUCGCCACGCACCUGCCCGACCGCCCCGUGCCCUGCCCGCACUGCCCCGCGCGCUUCCAGACCACCACCCUCAUGCGCAUCCACCGCAGCCGCCACGCCGCCCCGCCCGCGCGCUGGCGCUGCGCCCUGUGCGAGGGGCGCUUCGCCCGCCGCCGCACCGCCCUGCGACACCUGCUGCGGGCGCACGCGCUACAGGACCCCGCGCUGCUGCACAAGGACACCGCGCCCUGACCCCCCCACCCUCCCCCCACCACACUCACUCAAUCAACAAUUUUGCGGUAGACAGCGGCUUAGCUCUGCCCCUGGCAUUGCUGAAGUCCAUGGACGACGGUAAACACUCACCAUCAGGUGGGCCGUAUGAUCGUCUGCCUACAAGGGCAAUAAAAAAAAUCAUUUCUUUUUAAUUUAAUUAGGUACAUUGAAAACCAUUCCGAGGACUAUGUUAAUUAAUUACAAACUAUAUAUUUUUAAGGAAAAAUAUAUUUUAAUUACCAAUAUUUUUAAUCAGUCAUGUUUGAUCUUUGUUUGUCCUCCAUUGCCAUGGUUGGCUGUAUUGGCACAGAUACUUCUGCCUAUAUGUUUUAUUGACUCUGUGCACAACUCAAAUGUCAGUUUUGUUAUGAGUCUAUUGAUGAUCUCAUAACACUUUUAAUUUCAACUCUAAGCAUGAAGCUAGUCCCCAGUUAGACACUUAAUGCUGUGUGCAACAAUCCGAGCGGGGCUACAGAGGGAUGGUACUUGGGUUGUACAAAAUAAUGUGACACUUUCUUUCUUUCUUUUUUUUUCGUCACUAUCUUUAUGCCAGUUUCUUAAUUAUGUCAGCACCUUACAAAGUAAUUAAAUUUUAUCUCCAUUAUUAACAAAAAAAGCUACACUGAAUUAUUAGGAAACUUUUAAAUGACUUUCUUAAGUUGGCUUAUAUUUUCUAAAAAAUAUAUUUAAAAUCACAUUCUAAGUUAUAGUCUGGACUGGCAUUAUAUCAGACUUCAGGACAUCCUUUUAUUUCAUAAGGUCCCAAGUAAAUCCAGGAAUAACAUUAGAAAUCAGUGUGGCAAAGUUAACUCAAAGUUGUAUGGAGUUGUAACGUUUGCGUACGUUUGCCGCUAGGGGCGCUGUACCUACUCCAUACAAAUUGGAGUUAACUUUUACGCUGUCGAGAACGUUAACAAAAUUCGCACUAAGCACAGUGACCACUUACUGGUGGUAGGACCUCUUGUGAGUCCGCACGGGUAGGUAGCACCGCCCUAUAUCUGCCGUGAAGCAGUAAUGCGUUUUGAAGGGUGGGGCAGCUGUUGUAGAUGUCUAUGGGCUCCAGUAACCACUUACGGGAGGGGGGGGGGGUGUGUGCCAUGAGAGCGCGUGAGGUCGCGCCGCGCGCGUUCUGUACUGUAGAUGUUAUUGAAGUUAAGUUUUCUCUGAUAGAUUUAAUUACAAUACAUACUUUAAUAAAGAGGAAACAAAAAAGACAUUAGUGAGAUUUAUUUGUAAUUUUAACUAACUGUGUGUGUGCGUGUUGUGUGUGGUGCGAGAAAGUUCUUAGAUUAGCGGGCGACAUACAAGCGCCCCCCCCCCGGCGUUAUAUUUCAUUACUCAUAGCUUAGUCCUAAUGUGAAUAUAGUUUAAUUUAAAUUAUGUAUUUAAUUAAUAGAUAAUAUGUCGAGUAAAUCAUUCAAAAUAAAA
This is a messenger RNA of Bombyx mori (domestic silkworm), 2595 nucleotides long. Its product is annotated as zinc finger protein 81. NCBI's taxonomy places the organism in Eukaryota, Metazoa, Arthropoda, Insecta, Lepidoptera, Bombycidae. Gene Ontology annotation, cellular component: PcG protein complex; chromatin; nucleus. Gene Ontology annotation, molecular function: DNA-binding transcription factor activity, RNA polymerase II-specific; zinc ion binding; RNA polymerase II cis-regulatory region sequence-specific DNA binding. The coding region runs from base 157 to 1146 and encodes 329 amino acids. The transcript has 4 exons. Gene Ontology annotation, biological process: regulation of transcription by RNA polymerase II. The record is from RefSeq and is a predicted model, not a curated record.